Condylura cristata (star-nosed mole) is the source of this 2766-nucleotide messenger RNA. RefSeq names its product family with sequence similarity 188, member B (gene MINDY4). Gene Ontology annotation, biological process: protein K48-linked deubiquitination. The record is from RefSeq and is a predicted model, not a curated record. Bases 52 to 2349 code for a protein of 765 amino acids. Gene Ontology annotation, molecular function: cysteine-type deubiquitinase activity; K48-linked deubiquitinase activity. The transcript is spliced from 18 exons. NCBI's taxonomy places the organism in Eukaryota, Metazoa, Chordata, Mammalia, Eulipotyphla, Talpidae.
CAGGGGCCUGGGACUGCGGCUGGCCGCGGUCUCGUGGGCAGAGCCGGCAGCAUGGACAGCCUCUUCGUGGAGGAGGUGGCCGCCUCCCUAGUCAGGGAGUUCCUCAGCAGAAAGGGUUUAAAGAAGACGUGUGUGACCAUGGACCAGGAACGCCCACGCUCUGACCUCAGCAUAAACAGCAGAAAUGAUCUCCGUAAGGUUUUGCAUCUUGAGUUUCUCUACAAGGAGAACAAGGCAAAGGAAAAUCCUCUAAAAACAAAUCUUGAACUCAUUACCAGAUAUUUUCUGGAUCAUUUUGAAAACACUGCUAAUAAUUUCACUCAAGGAACAGCAAUCCCUGCACUAUCAAUUCCAAAGAAAAAUAACAAGUUGCCAGGGAGGUGCUCAGAGACCACACUGGUAAAUAUAUACAACCUUGCAAAUGAAGAUGCAGGAUGGAGAACAUCAUUACCAGAAACAAACAAAUCCAGACCUGACAAUCUUGAUGGGGAUGUACUUGGUAAUUUUAUAUCAUCUAAAAGAGCCCCCCACAAAAAUAAGCCCAUGCAGAAUGUCCUGGAUGAAAGUUCCCCCUGGGCCCCUGCGUGGGAGAAGAUGGACAGGCUUCAGUCAUCUGAGCUUUCCUUGGACACGAAAAAGAUGGGAGAGAAGAUCAGGCCCAAGUCUGGCCUGAUUGUCCGAGGCAUGAUGGCUGGGCCCAUUGCCAGCUCCCCACAGGAUUCCCUCCGCAAGCGCUCUCUGAGGCGGUCCUCGGCCUUGAGCAACAUCACCCAGCCUCAUGAGGAAGAGAGCCAGAAAGUGCCUGAGCUUUCCGCCUGCACUCAGGCCUGCCCUGCUCCCCAGGAAGGCCUGGCUUUGAGCAAUGGCUCCAUUCCCAGGAGCCCCCUGGACCAGCACAGCGAGCUGUCUUCAGACAAGCAGAGAACCACUCCCGGAAGCCCUUCUCACUUGCCAAGCAAAGGGCUGCCCCACAGGGAGAGGGGCUGGUGGAGAGACCUCUCAGAAGAUAGCCCAGCAGUGGACGGAACCCCAGAGGCCAACAGGCCCUCCUUGAAUUUCUACUUGCCUGGUGGGAAUGCCAGGUCUACCCAGGAGAGGCUGGAAAGGGCCUUCAAGCGGCAGGGGAGCCAGCCCCCACCCGUCAGGAAAAACCAGUUGCCAGUGUCCAACAAGGCCGAUGGGGAGCUGGGUGCCCUGCAGCUUGAGGAUGUGGAGGAUGAGUUGAUCAGGGAAGAAGUCAUCCUCCUGUCUCCAGCCCCAUCUAUGCUCAAGUUGCAGAUAGUGUCAAAGCCAAUCGACUUCUCAGUGGCAAAGGACAUAAAGAACCUUCUGUUUGGUUCCAGCUUUUGUUGUUUCAAUGAAGAAUGGAAACUUCAGAGCUUUUCCUUUAAUGACAAAGCCUCAUUAAAGUAUGGCAUUGUGCAGAACAAGGGUGGCCCCUGUGGGGUUCUGGCAGCUGUCCAAGGCUGUGUCCUACAAAAACUCCUGUUUGAAGGCGAUGGCAGAGCUGACUGUGUUCGGCAGCUGCAACCUUCAAACGCCCACAGGAGCCACUGCCUCGCCCUGGCCAUUGCGGACAUCGUGUGGAGAGCUGGCGGCCGCGAGAGAGCCGUAGUCACACUGGCUUCGGGAACGCAGCAGUUCAGUCCAACAGGGAAAUACAAAGCAGAUGGAGUCUUAGAAACACUCAUACUCCACAAUUUGACCUGCUACGAGGAUCUGGUGACUUUUCUUCAACAGAGCGUCCACCAGUUCGAAGUGGGUCCCUAUGGCUGUAUCCUGCUCACUCUGUCUGCCAUCCUGUCCAGGUCCACGGAACUUGUCCGCCAGGACUUCGAUGUGCCCACCAACCACCUGAUUGGAGCCCACGGAUACUGCACGCAGGAACUUGUCAAUCUGCUCCUAACCGGGAGAGCCGUGUCCAAUGUUUUCAAUGACGUGGUUGAGCUCGAUUCUGGGAACGGGAACAUCACGCUCCUCAAAGGCAUCUCGGCACGCAGCGACAUCGGCUUCUUGUCUCUCUUUGAGCACUACAACGUGUGCCAGGUCGGCUGCUUCCUGAAGACGCCGAGGUUCCCCAUCUGGGUUGUGUGCAGCGAGAGCCACUUCAGCGUCCUCUUCAGCCUGCAGCCGGAGCUCCUGCGAGACUGGCGGACCGAGAGGCUCUUCGACCUGUACUACUAUGACGGCCUGGCCAACCAGCAGGAGCAGAUCCGGCUGACCGUGGACACUACCCAGACAGCCCCUGAAGACAAUGACAAUGACCUUGUCCCACCUCUGGAACUCUGCAUCAGGACUAAGUGGAAGGGGGCAUCAGUGAACUGGAACGGCUCAGACCCCAUCCUGUGACCCUUCCUGUGGGUAAGCCCUGUGGCUCCACCACUCAUCAUGCGGUGACAGCUGAGCCCCAGGCCUCAGGGACAAAUCUCCGGGAAGAGCGUCACCCUGACCUGGGCCAGAACUGUUGCAGAAGUAUCCAGAACCUCUCUGCCCCUUCUAUGAAGGGUCCACCCAGGACUGUGAUGAGGGCACUGGCUACUACCGAGUCACUCACUCCUGGUGGAGCUGUGACUGCCAGGGCCUGGCGGGAGACCUCUGGCCUCUGCCACCUCGGGUCUGGGUCCCGCCCUCUGUCCUCAAAGCGCCAUCCCUCGCUAAACGUCUGAUAUGGUUGGUCCGGUGACCCUGGGGGUGGCCAGGGAACUCCGAUACGGUCGGCCAGGAAAUCCUUAUUUCUGGUAGUUGGAUUUCUAUAAAGCAGGAUUC